Molecule: messenger RNA, 369 nt
Organism: Phytophthora infestans T30-4
Lineage: Eukaryota; Oomycota; Peronosporomycetes; Peronosporales; Peronosporaceae
Exons: 2
Coding region: 1-369 (122 amino acids)
Biological process (GO): tRNA 5'-leader removal
Cellular component (GO): ribonuclease P complex
Molecular function (GO): ribonuclease P RNA binding
Source: RefSeq, a predicted model, not a curated record
AUGAGUGCCCACCACAAGUUCUCGCUGCAUGUUGAGCACAGCUACCUCAAGAUUGCCAUUUUCUCUGAGGACGGAGCUGCGCCUGUCGCCGACGUGAAGCAGCUCAAGUUUGCCCUGGAUAACACGCUCAAGACUGCGUUCGGCGUGGUAGGGGCUUCAGCCAGCGAGUUCGACAUCCUAUCCUUCGAGAAAACGCUCGCCAACAAUAGCGAACCCAGCACAGCCCUAAUACGAGUCCAACGUGGCGGAUUGGAGACUUUACGGGGCGCCAUCACCAUGUGCACGACGCUCAACGGAAAACUGUGCAAGCUUGAGGUUCUGCACAUGGGUGACUCACUCAUGGACAUGGCCUCCGGGAGAUUCUUAUAG